GCGACUUCAGGAAGGAAAGCUGUCAUCACCGUUAUGUUCACUGCUGCAGACCUGUCCUCUGCAUCUCCCACAAUAUUUCCCCCUCACACCCUGUCAGCCUGACUUUUUUUUGACAAAUCUGCAUCUCUCAGUUUGUCUGUUUAACGAGUUUAUUGGCCAGUUGUCAUUUUGCUCGCAGCCUCUUUAGCCUAUCUGCGUUGACAACAAAAAACUCUUCCAUACCUCUAAGAUGCACCUGAAUAGGUGAGGUGUGCAUCCAACACACAGGGAGAUAUCACCUGUUUUUUUUUAAGAGCGCGCCUUUCUCUCCGGGUGACCACUCUUUUUUGGCAGAUCACCCUCCGAUGCAAUUAACUCAGGAAGAAGACUUUGUCAAGGGGGACUCAACGCCGACCACCGCAGCUCUUCAGUCCGAGGGCAGCGCCGGAUCACCGGUCAAAAUGUGCAGUGAAUGUUACGUGAAUCAGACAUUUGUGCACGAUGAUGGGACCGUGAACAACCACAAGCCACGCUCCUCUCCAGCACCACUCCAGACCAACAUCAACAGCAGCGAGGUUAUUUUAGACAUCUCCACUCUUACGAUGGAGCAGCAGGAGAGUGAGGAGGUGCCUCCGCUGCCUCCCCGCUUUCGCUUCAGAGACCUACUGCUCGGGGACCAGAGCUUCCAGAAUGAUGACAGAGUGCAGGUGGAGUUUUAUGUGAAUGAAAACACCUUCAAGGAACGUCUGAAGCUUUUCUUCAUCAAAAACCAAAGAUCAAGCCUUCGGAUUCGUGUGUUUAACUUCUCCCUGAAGCUGCUCACCUGCCUGCUGUACACCAUCCGAGUGGUGACCGAUAACCCAGGUCAGGGUGCCAGUGCCAGUCACAGCGCAGGACAGCAGAACGCUCCCAGUGGCAACAACAAAUGUGUCGACUGCCAGUGGAACGGAUCCAUGCAGGACAGAGAAAUUAACUGGGAUUUGAUCUUCUGGGUGGAUAGAAAGGUUCCUGUCUGGGCCAUUCAAGUGAUUGUGGCCAUCAUUAGUUUCCUGGAGACUAUGUUACUAAUGUAUCUGAGCUACAAGGGGAACAUCUGGGAGCAGAUAUUCCAGGUGUCCUUUCUUCUGGAAAUGAUCAACACAGUUCCUUUCAUCAUUACGAUCUUCUGGCCCUCAAUAAGAAACAUCUUCAUUCCCGUGUUUCUCAACUGCUGGCUGGCUAAGUGUGCUUUGGAGAACAUGAUCAAUGAUGUCCACAGAGCAAUCCAGAGGACCAACUCAGCCAUGUUCAACCAGGUCCUCAUUCUGAUCUGCACCCUGCUCUGCCUGGUCUUCACUGGCACAUGUGGAAUCCAGCACCUGGAGCGAGCAGGCAAAAAUCUCUCCCUCUUUAAUUCCUUCUACUUCUGCAUCGUCACCUUCUCCACCGUGGGCUUUGGAGACGUCACCCCCCGCAUAUGGCCCUCCCAGCUACUGGUGGUUAUCAUGAUCUGUGUGGCUCUGGUGGUGCUGCCUCUGCAGUUUGAGGAGCUGAUGUACCUGUGGAUGGAGAGACAGAAGUCUGGAGGGAAUUACAGCCGCCACAGAGCGCAGACGGAGAAACACGUAGUGCUGUGUGUCAGCACACUAAAGAUAGACCUGCUCAUGGAUUUUCUCAAUGAAUUCUAUGCCCAUCCUAGACUGCAGGAUUACUAUGUAGUGAUCCUGUGUCCAAGUGAAAUGGACCUCCAGGUACGGAGAGUGCUCCAGAUCCCUCUGUGGUCUCAAAGGGUCAUCUAUCUGCAAGGAUCUGUUCUCAAAGACCAGGACCUGCUAAGAGCCAAAAUGGAUGACGCAGAGGCUUGUUUCAUUCUAAGCAGUCGUAACGAAAUGGAUCGCAUGGCUGCGGACCAUCAAACCAUCCUGAGAGCCUGGGCAGUGAAGGACUUUGCUCCAAAUUGCCCCCUUUAUGUCCAAAUACUUAAACCUGAAAAUAAGUUCCAUGUAAAAUUUGCAGAUCAUGUUGUGUGUGAGGAGGAGUUCAAAUAUGCCAUGUUGGCUCUCAACUGUGUGUGUCCUGCCACCUCCACCUUGGUCACGCUCCUUGUACACACCUCCCGCGGACGAGAAGGACAACAGUCUCCGGAGCACUGGCAGAGGAUGUACGGAUGUUGCUCUGGCAACGAGGUCUACCACAUCCGAGUGUGUGACAGCAAGUUCUUUGGAGAGUAUAACGGCAAAAGCUUUACAUACGCCUCCUUUCAUGCUCACAAGAAGUACGGCGUGUGUCUCAUCGGUAUAAAGCGGGAAGACAACAAGAGCAUCCUGCUGAACCCUGGCCCGCGCCACAUCAUGGCUGCCACAGACACCUGCUACUACAUCAACAUCACUAAAGAGGAGAACUCAGCUUUCAUCUUCAACCAGGAGGAGAAGAAGGGCCGCCCUGCCGGGGGACGCUAUGACGGACCCUCGCAGCUUCCUGUGCACAGCAUCAUCGCUAGCAUGGGCACUGUUGCCAUGGAUCUUCAGAAUACGAGUCCACCGAGACUGGUCCCACCUGCGUUAAAUGGAACAGAGGGCCGCCGGCCGAGUAUCGCUCCAGUUCAGGAGAUCGCCGACUCCUCCUCAAUUCUGCCAUGUGACCUCCUCAGUGACCAAUCAGAAGAUGACUCCGUCUUCACAGAUGAAAAAGGCCAUUCAUCUACUGAGUACGUGAAAGGUUAUCCCCCUAACUCUCCGUACAUUGGGAGCUCGCCUACCUUGUGCCAUCUGUUGGCUGAAAAAGCCCCGUUUUGCUGCCUACGACUUGACCAGGGUUGCAGGCACAACAGCUUUGAGGAUGCUAAGGCUUAUGGUUUUAAAAACAAGCUCAUCAUUGUGUCUGCUGAGACUGCAGGGAACGGUCUUUAUAACUUCAUAGUGCCUCUCAGAGCUUAUUACAGACCGAGGAAAGAACUCAACCCCAUCGUCUUGCUGCUUGAUAACUCGCCAGAAAAUCACUUUCUGGAGGCCAUCUGCUGUUUUCCUAUGGUCUACUACAUGGCUGGGACCAUAGACAAUCUGGACAGCCUGCUGCAGUGUGGCAUUAUCUACGCUGAUAAUUUGGUUGUUGUGGAUAAAGAGAGUACGAUGAGUGCUGAGGAGGACUACAUGGCUGAUGCCAAAACUAUUGUCAAUGUACAGACGAUGUUCAGGUUGUUUCCCAGUCUCAGCAUUAUCACAGAGCUUACUCAUCCAUCCAACAUGAGGUUCAUGCAGUUCAGAGCAAAGGACUGCUAUUCACUGGCCCUCUCCAAGCUGGAGAAGAAAGAGCGUGAUAAAGGUUCCAACUUGGCCUUCAUGUUUCGCCUACCCUUCGCUGCAGGGAGAGUAUUCAGUAUCAGCAUGCUGGACACCCUGCUGUAUCAGUCUUUUGUGAAGGACUACAUGAUCCUUAUUGCAAGGCUGCUGCUGGGGCUGGACACCACUCCAGGAUCAGGAUACCUCUGUGCUAUGAAAGUAACAGAGGAAGAUCUGUGGAUUAGUACUUAUGGUAGACUGUUCCAGAAACUCUGCUCCUCUAGUGCCGAAAUUCCUAUCGGGAUCUAUCGGACAGAAUCCCACAUUUUCCCAACUUCUGAGUCGCAGGUGUCAGUCAGUGUUGAUGACUGCGAGGACACCAAGGACAAGGGGGACGAGUCUCGCAGCAAUGACCAAUCAGAUCACCCUCUGCUGAGGAAGAAGAGCAUGCAGUGGGCACGGCGUCUGAGUAAGAAAAGCAUGAGGCGACAGGGAGUGGGCCGCGACUCGAGCAAGGACCACGGCCAGCGCAUCGCUCAGCAGCGCCUCAACCUCUACCGACGCUCUGAGAGGGAAGAGCUGUCUGAGCUGGUCCGCAACCGCAUGAGACAUCUGGGCCUCCCCACCUCCGGAUAUGAAGACCUCACUAAUCUGACAGCCAGCGACGUCAUGAACAGAGUCAAUCUGGGAUACCUACAAGAUGAGCAGAAUGAUCACCAAAACACCUUGUCCUACGUCCUGAUUAACCCUUCUCCUGACACCAGGCUGGAGCUCAAUGACGUUGUGUACUUGAUUCGUUCAGACCCUCUGGCUCACGUCCCAGAGGUGCCUCCUGUCCACAGAAGCAGCCUGAGAGAGACACACGAGUCCAGCAUGGACGCAAGAGAGGACACCCAGCUCUGAUACCAUGAUGACCUUCACUGGUACACUCUUUCAUAAUCACCCCCUUCAGCUUUCAUGGGGGUCUGGUUGCAACCACGCCGGUCCAGUCUAAAAGAGGACAAUUUGUGCUACAAUGUUCCAGCACUGCAGUCUACAACUGUAUUAUAUGAGUGCCUACUGUUUGGCAAGUGACAUUUAACAUCAUCUGUGACGUUUUCAUUCUCUUGCUACAAUGUAAGAAUAGUGCAUUCGUUGCUGUGAAAGCUCUCUCAGAUGAGCCGUCAGGGACACGCUUGUU
Sander lucioperca (pikeperch) is the source of this 4416-nucleotide messenger RNA. It is a transcript of the gene kcnt1, whose product is annotated as potassium channel, subfamily T, member 1. Gene Ontology annotation, cellular component: membrane. Gene Ontology annotation, biological process: potassium ion transport. The transcript is spliced from 31 exons. The record is from RefSeq and is a predicted model, not a curated record. NCBI's taxonomy places the organism in Eukaryota, Metazoa, Chordata, Actinopteri, Perciformes, Percidae. Gene Ontology annotation, molecular function: intracellular sodium-activated potassium channel activity. Bases 345 to 4139 code for a protein of 1264 amino acids.